AUGUCGCACCGUAAAUUUUCGGCGCCAAGACAUGGUCAUAUGGGAUUCACCCCAAAGAAGCGUUCACGCACUUUCCGUGGAAGAAUAAAGGCUUUCCCAAAGGAUGACGCCAGCAAGCCAAUCCAUCUUACCGCUUUCCUCGGAUACAAGGCCGGUAUGACCCACAUCGUUCGUGAUGUCGACAAGCCAGGAUCGAAGGUCAACAAGAAGGAAGUCGUUGAAGCCGUCACCAUCGUCGAGACCCCACCAAUGGUCAUCGCCGGAGUUACCGGAUACAUCGACACCCCACACGGACCACGUGCUCUUACCACCAUCUGGGCUGAACACUUGUCCGAGGAAGCUCGUCGUCGUUUCUACAAGAACUGGUGAGUUGAAGUUUUUGUUGAAUUUUGAAUCCGUCUAGCCACCUGCUAUGAGAUUUCGUGAUUCAAAUUCUGUAUUUGCAGUCGCAUUUCUUAUUCGGUUCCCUUCCGCUGUACUAAUGUACAUGAAGGUUAUCGAACUGGGUGGCUAAUGCGUUAAUAACGCUAAAAAGGCACUUGGUUCGUAAUCGUAAUAUGAAAAUACAGGGCUGCCUCCAAGAAGAAGGCUUUCACCAAAUACGCCAAGAAAUGGCAAGAUGAAGAUGGAAAGAAGCUCAUCGAGUCCGACUUCAACAAGCUCAAGAAAUACUGCUCGUCAAUCCGUGUCAUCGCCCACACACAGGUUUGUAAAAGUGAUUAUAAAAUCUGACAGUUUUUAAUUGUUCAUUGUUUUCAGAUGAAGGUCCUCAACCGCCGCCAAAAGAAGGCUCAUUUGGUCGAAAUCCAAAUCAACGGAGGAACCGUCGCUCAAAAGGUCGACUGGGCUCGUGAACACCUCGAGAAACAAAUCCCAGUUGACACCGUCUUCUCUCAAGAUGAGAUGAUCGACACCAUCGGUGUUACCAAGGGUCACGGAUUCAAGGGAGUCACCAGCAGAUGGCACACCAAGAAGCUUCCACGUAAGACACACAAGGGUCUCCGCAAGGUCGCUUGUAUCGGAGCUUGGCAUCCAUCCCGUGUCGCCUUCACCGUUGCUCGUGCUGGUCAAAAGGGAUUCCAUCACAGAACCCACGUCAACAACAAGAUCUACCGCAUCGGAAAAUCUGCUCUCACCGAAGCCGGAAAGAACAACGGAUCCACCGAUUUCGAUCUUACCCAAAAGACCAUCAACCCAAUGGUGAGUUUAUAUUUCUGAUUAAUUGUUCAAUGACGAGAUUGUCUGCAAUUCGUACUCUGUAUGGCGACAUUAACCUAUCCGAGAACAACGAAAUUUUUAUUUUCCUAAUAUUUACAAAUAUUCAAUGUUAAUUUUUCAGGGAGGUUUCCCAAGAUACGGAUUGGUCAACCAAGACUAUCUUAUGAUCCGUGGAGCUGUUCUCGGACCAAAGAAACGUUUGAUCACCCUCCGCAAGUCCCUCAUCACCCAAACCAAGAGAUUCGCCCACGAAAAGAUCAACCUCAAGUGGAUCGACACCUCUUCCAAGACUGGACACGGUCGCUUCCAAACCACCGCUGAGAAGCGCGCAUUCAUGGGAAAACUCAAACGCGAUUUCCUCGCCGAGGCUGAAGCCAAGGCUUAA
Molecule: messenger RNA, 1603 nt
Organism: Caenorhabditis angaria
Lineage: Eukaryota; Metazoa; Nematoda; Chromadorea; Rhabditida; Rhabditidae
Source: the annotation of a GenBank genome assembly